AUGAAGACGAACAAUUUUUCAAAUCGUUUAAAUUGGACAAAACCCGCAGCGCAGAUCUGUAAUAAAGAUCGAUCCAAUUCUGAGCUCUCGGCAAUGGCGUCACCGGAAGCUCCGGCGAUGGACGAUAUGUCGAAGGAGAUAACAAAUCUUCUCCCACUGGCCUCCGCCGCGCAGCAGCCCUAUGUCUCUGAGCUUCUCUCGUUCACUCUCGAUCGCCUGCACAAGGAACCGGAAUUGUUGAGAGUAGAUGCCGAAAGAAUCCGGCGGCAGAUGCAGGAGGUAGCGGUCGGCAAUUACCGCGCUUUCAUCGCAGCGGCAGAUGCGUUGCUUGAGAUCCGACAGGAAGUUUCUUCAAUCGACAAACAUCUCGAGUCUCUGAUUGCUGAGAUUCCAAAGCUGACUUCUGGGUGUUCGGAAUUUGUUGAUUCAGCAAAACAUAUACUGGACAAAAGGAAGAUGAAUGAAACAUUGCUGGCAAAUCAUAGUACUUUGCUAGACUUGCUUGAAAUUCCUCAUCUCAUGGACACAUGUGUUAGGAAUGGAAACUAUGAUGAGGCUCUUGACUUGGAAGCCUAUGUUGCAAAACUUAGUACAAUGCACCCCAAAAUUCCCGUGAUCCAGGCUCUAGCUGCAGAAGUUCGAGAAACCACUCAAUCUCUUCUUUCUCAACUUCUUCAUAAACUCAGAUCUAACAUCCAGUUACCAGAAUGCCUCCGCAUCAUAGGGUAUUUACGGCGAAUAGGAGUGUUCAGUGAGUAUGAGUUACGUCUGCAGUUUCUAAGAUGUCGUGAAGCCUGGCUUACUGGAAUACUUGAUGAUUUAGAUCAGAGGAAUCCUUAUGAAUAUUUGAAAGGGAUGGUAAACUGUCACAGAAUGCAUCUUUUUGAUGUUGUUAACCAGUAUAGAGCCAUAUUUGCGGAUGACACAUCAGGAAGUGAAGAAAACUAUGAUGGUGGCCUUCUUUUUGAUUGGGCAAUGCAUCAGAUUACCUUGCACCUGAAGAUGCUUAAAGUCAUGCUUCCUAAGAUAAGUGAGGGAGGAUCAUUGUCAAAUAUUCUGGAUCAAUGCAUGUAUUGCGCAAUGGGCCUCGGUUGGGUUGGUUUGGAUUUCCGCGGACUGCUGCCCCCACUUUUUGAAGAAGCAGUGCUUAAUUUGUUUUCAAAGAAUAUGAACACAGCUGUUGAAAAUUUUCAGUUAGUCUUGGAUUCUCAUCGUUGGGUCCCAUUGCCAGCCGUCGGAUUCCCAUCCAGUAGUUUGGGUGAAGAAAGCCAUGACGACAUUGCACCUCCUUCAAAUCUUAUGGAGCAUCCACCUCUUGCCGUGUUUGUGAAUGGUGUAUCUGCAGCGAUGAAUGAACUGCGUCCUUGUGCUCCACUAAGCCUAAAACACCUGAUUGCGCAGGAACUAAUCAAGGGUUUGCAGGCUGUUAGUGAUUCUCUACUUAGAUAUAAUACCACAAGGAUGCUUAGAGAUAAUGAGUCGGCACUUUUCCUUAAACUGUGCCAAGCAUUUGUCGAGGUUGCUUUUCCUCACUGUGCUACAUGCUUCGGCCGAUGCUACCCUGGUGGGGCGACACUCAUCACCGAAGCGAAGAACUUGUUCGAUGGAAUUUCGCGGCUUCUGGCAUCCAUGCCAUCGAGGGAAUUACCAAAACCUGCCCAUACAGCCGAUUCCAAUCAUGUGAUGGAAAACGGUAAUUCGCCCAAAGUGGAGAACGCUGAGGCACCGGAUAUAGAAAGAACUUCAAGCUCUGGUAUCGAUGAAAAGGAACAAAAUUCUAAUAACCCGACCACCGAGGACACGCCAGCGACUAAUGAUGGAGUUAUAGGAUCGCCGGUAGAGGUAUGAGAUCACCAAAUCACUCCUUGCUUCCCUUAUCUAAAUAUCGCUACUGGGAUCUAGCGCUUGUUUUGUUUCUUCGCCAAUUAUACGGUACCGUCACGAGCGAAGAAGCGAUCGAAGAUCGGAUUAUCUGAUAAUUACUGUAUGAUCCUUAGUUUUGGAGAUGAGAAGGUUGAUUAUGAUAUAUAGAGACACCUAUGUAGUUAUAUUCUUUUUGUACUUAACAUCGGUUUCAAACUGUUUUGAAAAUGAGCUGUAAUAAGAUAGAUUAUACAGACUUCGACGGAGACAUAGUUGGGCUGCCUUCAUAAGUACAUUGCUGCUGUUCUUGCCUGUCUUCUCCUUUGCCGAUUUUUAGUCUGUUUGACUCGUUAACAA
Andrographis paniculata is the source of this 2220-nucleotide messenger RNA. RefSeq names its product conserved oligomeric Golgi complex subunit 8. Gene Ontology annotation, cellular component: COG complex. Gene Ontology annotation, biological process: intra-Golgi vesicle-mediated transport. NCBI's taxonomy places the organism in Eukaryota, Viridiplantae, Streptophyta, Magnoliopsida, Lamiales, Acanthaceae. The coding region runs from base 1 to 1848 and encodes 615 amino acids. The transcript has 13 exons. The record is from RefSeq and is a predicted model, not a curated record.